AUGGCUUCCGAAGGAGAAGCACGAGCAGAGGUGGAUGAUCCCGCCAAAACCACCGGUGAAGAAGAGAAGCGAACAGAGCAAGACGAUCUCGCCAAGAGCAACGAUGAAGGAGAACUGAAAACAGAGGAAGAUGUUCCCGCCAAGAUUACCGGUGAAGAAGAAGCGCAAACAGAGGAACAUGAGCCCGCCAAAACCGCCGACGAAGAAGAAGCGCGAACAGAGAAAGAUGAGGCCAUGGAGGAAGCUAGCGAAGGAAAUGGGAGUCCUAAAGAACACUCGAUUACGAACAACGAACCGUCGCUAAACAGAACAAUGAACCGUGGCUCAACAUCUAUCCCUCCGACUGGAUCACCACCGGUGGUUGCAUCUGUUCAGCAACAACUUUCUCCAAGGAUGUUGACUCCACGGCCAAGAUCCCAAGUAAACCUCAACCCUGCAGCUGCACCAUGGAGACCUAAUCUGAUUACAAGGCCAGUGAUUCAAGAUCCUGCCUUUGUUGGUCACAACUCUGCUUUUGGCAUGCCGCAGCAGCAUCAUUAUUCCAAUGCAGCAGCUCCAGUGAUGUGGAGACGUCAAGCUCCAAUGAGGCCAAUGGUUUACAAUCAGCCACAGGACCAGACUGUUCCCUAUAUUCUCCGAGGCCAGGCUCCAAUGAGGCCAAUGGUGUACAACCAGGCACGAGACCAGGUUGUUCCCAACGUAUUCCGAGGUCAAGCUCCAAUGAUGUACAAUCAGGCACAAGAUCAGGUUGUUCCCAACGUAUACCGAGGUCAGGCUCCAGUGAGGCCAAUGGUGUACAACAACCAGCAGCAGCAAUUCAACCAAGGACAACACUUUGGCAUCCCCAAUAAUGCAGCAACUCAAAUGAUGUACCAGCAGAACCAAAAUUUAGUCCGAGGUCAAGCUCCAAUGAGGCCAAUGGUGUACAACAACCAGCAGCAGCAAUUUAACCAAGCAGGACAACACUUAGCACCAUGGCAUGUGCUGGAUCCAGAAAUGCAGCAACUUGUGGCUCAGAUGCAACAGCCAGCAGAGUCUCAGGGGUCUAACAGUGGACCAUCUUCUGACGAAAGUGAAGAUGAGCAGAGCAGCUUAGGUUAA
This is a messenger RNA of Microthlaspi erraticum, 1101 nucleotides long. The record is from the annotation of a GenBank genome assembly. NCBI's taxonomy places the organism in Eukaryota, Viridiplantae, Streptophyta, Magnoliopsida, Brassicales, Brassicaceae.